Messenger RNA from Phymastichus coffea, 2314 nucleotides. RefSeq names its product putative ankyrin repeat protein RF_0381. The transcript has 2 exons. Bases 187 to 2061 code for a protein of 624 amino acids. Lineage: Eukaryota; Metazoa; Arthropoda; Insecta; Hymenoptera; Eulophidae. Gene Ontology annotation, molecular function: protein binding. The record is from RefSeq and is a predicted model, not a curated record.
GUUUGACAGUUUAUACACUUUGUAAUAGAUGGCGAUGGAAGCACAACCUAGGAGAUAACAGCAUUUCGAUCAGCCGUUCAUUGUUCAGUCUCAACUGUACGUAGAUACGAAAGCACUUGUCAGUGAUGAUUUCUUAGUCUCGUUCAAAAUUAAAAUUUUACUGAGAGUAUAUAAUUCAUAGAAAACAUGAUCGAUGAGGUCUCGUACACCAUGGAGUGUGGUACUUCAUCGGAGCUAAAAGAGUUACUGAACAAAAAUAUUGACGUGAACGUACAGGAUGAAUAUGGGCAAACUAUUCUUCACAAAACGGCAAAUCAAUAUCAACCUCAGUCCGAGGCGGUAAAACAUCUCUUAAUAACCGGUGCCGAUAUUCUGAAAAUCGACAAAUACGGUUACACUGCUCUGCAUCUCGCAUUGAAAAACAGAUCCAAAGACCACGCUUUCGUGCGCGUAAUACUGGAGAACAUCAAGCGAGACGAAAUCAAAAAGUUACUUAAUAUGAAGACUGAAUUUCUGACGGUUAGUGGCAAUACUGGCAAUACUGCUCUGCACAUUGCCACUGUGUACAACUUUUAUGUAGACAUCACCACUCUAUUGGAGUACGGCGCCGAUUACGAGAUUCAAAACUAUGCUGGUGAGAAACCCAUCCACGUUGCGAACAGCGAAGGUAUUCGACAAUUAUUCCAGAUGAUCGACAAUAUUUUUAUAAAGGCGAAAAAUGGCGAUGAGCAACUUACCCAAGAUCUCGCAAAAUUGAAUACCGUCGAAUUCUUAUCGGUAAUGAACUGUAGGAAUAACGACGGACAUACGCUCACACAAGUGCUCGUGUUUAACAGUCAUCACGCAAUGAUGCCUGAUUUGCUGGAACAUCGAUUUUCUCACCCGACGAAUACUUUACGUGUAUUGGAUGAUCAGGCUCUCAUGAAGAAAUUUCACACACUAGUCGAGAUGGUUCGGAAUGCUCGGAAUUUUUGGCAUUCAAAUCAGUCCAUAGUAGCUUCCUCGUUUCAUAGAGUAAUAGAUAAAAGUAUGGAAGCAAAGAGGAGACUUAUACAUUACGAAAGCUUUCAAAUUGGUCUUCCGGAACAAUUGUGGAACAGCGCCAAAAUAUCCUGUAAAAUGCUGCAGGUAUCCCACGAAGCGCUGUUGUCGUAUCGGUAUUUGAAUGGCAAAGACAAACCGUUAACCGACUCGGCAAUGAGAAAUGUGGAGGAGGUGUUUGAACUUUUGGGUUACAAUAGAGAUCAGCUUAUCAAUAAAGCUGAAAUAAACGAUUGGUACUACCACAACCUGCCGGAAAAAUAUAAAACUUGUAUCGAGUGUUUAUACAGUCUUAUUUUCCACUGUUUAGAUGCAGCAUUCUACUAUUUUUUACGAACCAUCGAAUCCAUGUUUCUUUGCGAUGCUGUAAGGAACAACAACAUAGAAACAGUUAUGUCGCAGCUGGAUUUCGGCGCCUCCGUUGAAUGUUAUGACACGGAUUAUCGAUCGGCUUUGUACUAUGCCGUUGCAAAUGGCAACAAGAAUAUGAUCCGUUUGAUCAUGGACUCAGGUAAAACGCGGGAUUACAACGGUGAAACCACCGCUCUUUUUUUGGCAAUCAACAUCGGCGAUCCGGAAAUCGUUCAUGAGGUACUCAUGAAGAUCGACUCGAAGAGUAUUGUUCGCUUCAUCGAUCGUCGUGGAGAACACGGAAGAACGUUCUUGCACACAGCAGCUAAGAACGGCAAUUUAGAGAUUGUGAAAAUUUUACUAACUUACGGAGCAACUUACAUGAUUUUCGAUGACAACUGUCAAAUACCACUGGAAGUGUCGACAAAUAAUGAUGUUUGUAUGUUUUUAAGACUCGUUGACCAGUAUUUUCAAGAGGCUAAACAGCUUAACAAUGAAUUUAUUUACGGUCUCGCAUCGAGAACAAAUGACGAGGUUAUGGCUAUUAUUUGUGCUAAGAAUCAGGAAGGCGAUAACCUUGCUGCUGAAGUUGCUAAAAUUGGUGAUAUGAACUUAGCUAACUUUAUAGCAAAAAUGUGGAGGGACGUAACAAAACGUAGUUGGGUAUAGCGAAAAUGUAUCUUUUCUGCCUUUCGUAAUUGACAUAUGUAUGGCAUUGCAUAAAAUUAUAAAUCUUUGUGUAAAAAAGAUAUUUGAAAAAUUAUUGAAGUAUCAACAAUCGAUUGUAUUUAGUUAAUUGUUAAUCGCAAUUUAUUUAAACAUGAAAUUAGACAACAAGCGAAACCUACAUUCAGAUUUUAUAUUAAUAAAUAAGUUUGUUUUUGAAACAAAUUUGGCCGUACAAAAUAUUUUUCUUUUAGCU